CGGCAGGCAGCCCAAGGAGGAAAGGCCGAGCCAGCGACUCUCCCAGUGUCGGGCUUGAGUGUCGUCGUGUCGGGGCGCCGAAAUGUUUGCGGAGUGAACGUGCCCGGCGUGCGCUUGCAAAUUCAAAACAACUGACAUUUGCGACGGGGCAGCUGCCGUGUGUGCGUGAGUGUCCGUGUUUUCUACGCAGCCAAGUGCAAGCCGCUUUUCCGCGAUGAGUCCGGCUCUCGAUCUUAUCUCUUGAAUGAGCGGCCGACGCCGACAGAAUGCAGAAGGCUGGCGCCGACAGCGGCAGCAGUUCGCCGACGCGUGCGUCGCCGCGCAAACAGGCGAGCUUCCGAGUGCGGAGCGGCGCCGCGAGUCGACGUCGCGGUGGCGCCGCUCCAAGGGUUUUGCGCGCCUCGUGCACGGUGUCCGCGCUCGCCUCCAAGUUCAACAGCCUCUCGACCGAUGAGCCUCGCGUGGCCGUCGUCCGCUCGGCCGCCGCCAGCACCCGCACGGGUUCGACGGCCAAGCGUCGGCCGCCGGUGGCCGCCGCCGCCGUCCCGCUCGUCGACGAGCUGCGAGUUUGCCACGGUGCCGUCAGCCAUACCAUCAAAAUAUUUGAGAAGAUUGAAAACAACAAAGUCAAUGUUGUGGUGCCAAAAGAAAGUGCCAAUGGACACUGGUCGGCCAGUCCGAAGCCCAAGGUGAUGCUCAAGCCGAGCGCAUCGUUCAUCAGCCGCAAAGCCUCCGAACUGAGGGCAGUCACCAGCCGCAGGUCCAACCAGGUGCGGCCGACCGUCGCCGAACCAGCGUCUAAGGAAGAGAAUGUGCCGACCAAGAAUAAAGAAGAGAAAAGCGACGAGCCCCCGCUGCCUCCGCCCAACAAAACGCCCAAACAAGUGCCAAAUUCAACAUUCCGCUCAUAUUUACAUUCCAUAAGCAAAGAGAAUCUCAACGGAUUGCCUCUCGAAAAAGCCGCUUUGCCUCGUAUUGAAGAGACGUCCUCCGCUGUCGACUGCGAUUUUAAUGAGAGUGAUAUUGUCCAGAAAAGUGAGGACACAUCUUUAGUGGAAGAAGUGUUGAAAGAACUCGAGAGCAACAAGUUGAUUGCCGAAUGCAAGGUGCGACUGGAUCAGUUGACAGUGGCACGGGCGCAGCCUAACGUAUCAUUCCUCUUCAGUAACUCUGCUGCCCAGCAAACUACGCAGAUUUUGGAAGGUGCAACUGAGUCGUGGAGCUCCGAGGACUACGACGACGUCUACUCGUUCCAGCCAGUGGGGCAAGACAAUAAGGCUGAGUUGGAUGAAGAGUACGACUACCCUCUGCCGCAAGGCGACCAGGAUUACGACGAUUGCGGCCCCGUCGGCGAGGGAAUCUACGAAGACACGGCCACCGUGUACGAGUCCAUCGGGUCGUGCGCGCCCAGUUACUUUGAGAAGAAUAGUUUGUACGGCGGAAUCGAGGCGCUCAAGGCUGGAUUAAUCAGUCCUGCCUAUUCCAGCCACUCGAUCGGCUCCAGGGCAGAAACAAUCAGCUGUAACGACGGCCGAUCAGACAUUGAAGUCGGAAGCGAGACCAGCAGCAGUGAUGUGUGGGUCGACCUGGAUAUCUCUGAACCUGAGGAAAAACCGGCCAGACUGAUCGAAAUGACGCCAGUUUAUCGUGAGAAAGCAAAAAACAGACGCAGUCCGAGUUGGUCGCUCAAGGUUCGGCGCCAGUGGACCCAUUCAGCCAAAAAGAGAUUUAUCAACUACAGCCCCUCAAACAGUGCCAGCGAUGACAACUUGUACGAGCCUCUUUACGAAAUGCUGCCUCCUCGGCAGGGCGCGGCAAAAGAGGUGCCGACAAUUGCUCCACCACCACCCCCGCUUCUAGAUGAAAAUUAUGACAGUGAUAUAACGGACUCCAGCUUCGAUUCCGACUCGGAUGUUAAGCUGGAAAAUGUUACACUUCGGCGAGAUGAAGUGCACCUUCCGGAGCUUCCACCUCCACCGACCGGCCAGACGGGUGGCAUCACCAAAAUCGCUGAAGCCGCGUCCAAGAAGAUGAAGGACAUCAAGCGCACUUGGAAACGCGGAAUCAGCGACAAGUUGCGUCGGCUGAGCACACCCAACCCGGCGGCUAUUUAUGAGGCGCAGCAAAAAACGCUUCAAGAGAUUUCAGUUGCCGAAACCAGCCCGCCAACCAAAGAGCCGACCAAAAACAAAUACUGGACCUUUAGAAAAAAUAGCAAAUCGGGCCAAUCGCCGCGGUUUUCCACACAGAAAAGCACCGACUCAUCCAGCAGCAUUUUCUACGUCUCGCAGGAAAUCGAGCCAGUUGAUAGACUGGCGGAGCUUAUCAACAGCUGCCACAGACAUUCGUCUGGUCCUUCCAGCAGCUCAGCAAGCCUGGAGAGCGAUGUCGGACCAAAGCGACACAGCAGUAGCAUCAUUCGACCCAAGACACCGCCUCCGCCACCCCCGACCGAGUCCAAUUACAAGAGGCUGAGCGAAAACAGGCCCAAGGAGAUGUACGCCGAAAUUGAAUUUUCUAGUCUAGAGCAGCACAACAGUUUCUCGGAGAAUGAUUCUCAAAGCCAGAAAACCGAGUCCAGUGAAGAAAUCGCGGGCAACGGGAAGGGUACUUCGGCCUGCUUUGAGGACGAGCCGCUCUACCAAUUUUACGCCGAAUCAGUUCUGCAGGAGGCACAGAGGCAGCUGAACGAGGAGUCUGACUCUGACGGCUACGAGGAGAUCGGCGAGAAGAUGAUGAUGCUGAGCUCAAGGCCGAGCGCCAUGGAGCUGAUCAAACCGCACGCGCACACGGGUCAAAGGUCGCUGUGGUGCGAGGUGCCCGACGUGAUCAACAGCGGCGUGCUUGACCGACUGAGUCAGCAGCAGCGAAAGCUGCAGGAGGCUAAGUUCGAAAUCAUCACCUCGGAGGCAUCGUACAUAAAGUCGUUGAACGUGCUUAUCAUGCACUUUGUGCUCUGUCCCGAGCUGCAGGACGACCUUGUUCUUUCGAAGACUGAUAGAGAUAUUCUCUUCUCUGGCAUAAGGCCAGUGAAAUCCUGCUCGGAACAUUUUCUGUCCGACCUGGAGAAGUGCUGGCAGGACAGCAUCCUGCUAACCAACAUCUCCAGUAUCAUGGAGAAGCACGCAGCCAAAAACAUGAACGUCUACAUCAAGUAUUGCUCACAACAAAUAUACCUGGACCGCACGCUGAAGCACCUGCGCGAGACUAACGCGUCGUUCGCCUCCGUGCUGAGCAAACUAGAAGGCCACCCCGAGUGUCAGUCGCUGUCGCUGCACUCGUUCCUGAUGCUGCCCAUGCAAAGGGUCACGCGCCUGCCGCUGCUCUUCGACGCCGUGCUGCGACGCCUCUCAGCCAACUCAGACGAAUACACCUCAUGCAAAAAUGCCCUAAUGAUGGUCAACAAGUUGGUGCAGGAUUGCAACGAGGAAGCGAGGAAGAUGGAGCGUAUGAAGGAGAUGAUCGAGCUGUCGCGGCAGCUCGAGUUCCGCAGCGAGAUGCGCGCCGUGCCGCUGAUUUCCAGCUCACGCUGGCUGGUCAGGUCGGGUGAAAUGACGCAGCUGCUGACAAGGGACGAAGCCAAGCUCACCUUCGGACGCCGCAUCGCCAAGCAGGUUGUCAAUGUCUUCCUCUUCACGGACCUGCUCGUCGUUGCCAAAAAGAAAGGAGAUGAAGGCUAUCACGUCAUCGACUACUGUGCCAGGAAUAUGAUUGAUGUGGUCAACCCUGAGGAGUAUGCCGAGGGCACCAUCAAUUUGCCGUGGAAAAUUCACGAUAUCUCCUCCAAAAAUAUGCUCAUUCUCACGCUUUUGCAAAACCACGAGAAAAAAACUAACGAAAUGGUUCUGUCUUGCUCGCUUGAGUCAGACAAGCAACGCUGGUUGGCCGCUAUCACAACGCCGCAAAUCAACCAAAACAACUCAGAGGAACGGGUUUACGAGUCGUGGGACUGUCCGCAGGUGCAGGCUAUCCACGCGUAUGUCGCCCAGCAGCCGGACGAACUGUCACUUGAAGUGGCUGACGUCGUUAAUGUGCUCAGGAAGCUGCCUGAUGGUUGGUACCAGGGCGAGCGGAUUAGGGAUGGCGAGUGCGGCUGGUUCCCCGAAAACUACUGCAAGGAGAUCUUGUCGAGCCACGUGCGGGCGCGCAAUCUGCGGCAACGCUACCGGCUGCUCGCGCUCACCAGCGAGUACAUCGACGUGCAGCGCAAGGCUGCGCGCGUCGGCGGCGCCAACUCUAGCAAAAUCAAACUCACGUCCAGUGAAAAACUAGAAGUACACUAACACUCAGCCAUGCUCCAAACACGCUCCAUUUGGUUAGCCAAGCACGUGAUUCUCUGGAAAUCUGAUUAAAAGUUCAACAUUAAGAGAGUUUAUAAAUUAACAUAAUAUUUGUGAUUAAAACCUUAAGUGUUAAGUUAUAUAUCUAA
This is a messenger RNA of Cloeon dipterum, 4429 nucleotides long. Its product is annotated as ephexin-1-like. NCBI's taxonomy places the organism in Eukaryota, Metazoa, Arthropoda, Insecta, Ephemeroptera, Baetidae. Gene Ontology annotation, biological process: activation of GTPase activity. Bases 267 to 4283 code for a protein of 1338 amino acids. The transcript has 19 exons. Gene Ontology annotation, molecular function: protein binding; guanyl-nucleotide exchange factor activity. The record is from RefSeq and is a predicted model, not a curated record.